Messenger RNA from Lodderomyces pseudojiufengensis, 2136 nucleotides. RefSeq lists its product as uncharacterized. Bases 1 to 2136 code for a protein of 711 amino acids. The transcript has a single exon. The record is from RefSeq and is a predicted model, not a curated record. Gene Ontology annotation, cellular component: SBF transcription complex; MBF transcription complex. Gene Ontology annotation, molecular function: transcription regulator activity; DNA binding. NCBI's taxonomy places the organism in Eukaryota, Fungi, Ascomycota, Pichiomycetes, Serinales, Debaryomycetaceae.
AUGGUACCAGGUAUACACACAUUAAAAUGGAGCGUUAAUAGUCAAGAUCCUUUUGAAUCAACCAACAAAUUACGAUCCUCGCCAUUUAUUCCAGAAAAAAGUCAUAAUAUCUUACCCUCGAUUGAAACCACGUUGAAAACUAUUCAUCAGAAUCAAAAUUUCGAAACAGCAUCUACUCAAUUACCUUCAAUAGAAUAUUUAACUAAGACAAGUUUAAAUAAUAGUCCACACUUUCAAACACAAUUUGAUUCUAAUCCAAGUUCAUUUCCACCAACGUUGGCAUCUCCAUUAUACUACAAAUUCAAUAAUACUGAGCCUCAGCAAUUACCAAGCAUAAAUCAAUUCAACAACUAUCUUUCAAAUUCACCAAUAUCGCCUGUUUUAUCCCCUUAUUCAAAUCAUCAACAUAGUAUUUCAUCAUCAUCUUCCUCUUCCAUUCCAUCACCACACCAGCAAAUACUUCCAGCCUUUUCUCGAUCUAACUAUGUCACUUUUCCAUUUUCAGCUUCAAAUUCACCAAUCUCACACCAUCGAACAAAUAAUCAAUCAUUUUUACCAACUGAGUUCGAACCAAAACAAAAGAAAAGAAGAAAGAAUCCGACAUAUUCAAAAGUUGAACCUGAUAGUCAUUCAAAAACUCAAUCUAAAACUAAAGCGUCCACUAAAGGUAAAAAAAAAUCUAAGCAAAAUCUUUUGGUCGACAUCAGUAAUAUACAUUACCCAGUUCAUCAUUUAACUUCAGAAACUAUGAAACUUAUUCCAGAACCAAUUCUUAAAUAUUUAAAUUCAACUAUCUAUCCAAAAAUUGAAACAAAAAAGUACUCAACUUCAGCAAUUGAUUCGAACAGAAAUUAUUUAACCGUGUAUGAGUAUACUGUUAAUGAUCAUUGGAUUAUUUGGGAUUAUGAAACUGGAUUUGUUCAUUUAACUGGCAUUUGGAAAGCUUCAUUGAAUGCAAGAGAUAACAUUAGUACCAAAUCCAACGACAGGGAUUAUACAACCACUUCAUCUUCUCCAUCAUCAUCUGCAGUAACUCCAAAUCAUUUGAAAGCUGAUAUUGUGAAAUUAUUAGAAUCAACACCAAAAGAUUAUCAGUCAUAUAUAAAACGCAUAAGAGGAGGUUUUUUAAAAAUUCAAGGAACCUGGUUGCCAAUCAAAUUAUGCAAAAUAUUAGCAAGAAGAUUUUGUUAUCAUAUUAGAUUUGAGUUGGUUCCCAUUUUUGGUGAAGAUUUUCCUCAAAGUUGUUUAAAACCAAAUGAAAAGGGAUUUGGGGAGUUAAAAUUAAAUGAUUUGGAAAAUUUCAAACAAGAAGAAUUACCAGAACCAGUUCCUCUUCAAGAAGAUUUAAUGCAAGAGUCUCCAUUGAAAUCAAAUGUAGAACCAGCUUCAAAGAACAUCAAAAUCGAAAAAUCAAAAGUAAACUUUCAAAGUCAACAACAGCAACAAGAACUCAAAUCUUUAGGCAUUCCAGCUCAAGCAAAUAAAAACAAUAAGUCGAUUCCGUUACAGGAAACUUUCACUCCAUCACCUCAAAAGAAAAUAAUUCAGGGCGAAAAACCAAUCAGUAACUGUCAAUUAGUGUCACCAUUAUUAAAUGACGGAGAAUCUAGUUUGAAAAACAGUGAAUUAGAAUCGAACUUAUUGACAAACCAACAACACAACAAGGAUAAACAUGGGGCACCACAUAAAGAUCAAGUCCCAGAGACUCCAACACUGACGUAUCAAAGCUUUGAUAAAGCUACAAAUUUUGCCAAUGGAUCUUCUUCAUCCUCCUACAUGGAUUUUAUUGAUAUUGUCAAUGCAUCGAAAUGUCUCCAAUCAUUGAGUAAUAGUUUAAGAUUUUCAAAAGAAGCAACACUCGCAAGUAUUGAAAAUGUACCAGAUUUAAAGCAGCUUCAACAAUCAAACGACGAGGAUCAAACAGAUUUAGAAGAUGAUGGUAAAACCAAUUAUGAGAAUACCUCGCAAUCUAUUAAGAACUACGCUAUUGAUGAUACUGGAAUAACUUCCAUCCUUAAAGCUGCUGAAUUGAAUAGUCAAUUGCAAAAUGAGCUCAAUCCAGAUUACCAAAAACAUAUAAAUCAAGCUCAAAAACUUUCAUCAAUUAGGGAAAGCAGGAGAUUGAAGAUUACUUGA